Molecule: messenger RNA, 5395 nt
Organism: Salvia splendens (bonfire salvia)
Lineage: Eukaryota; Viridiplantae; Streptophyta; Magnoliopsida; Lamiales; Lamiaceae
Product: putative late blight resistance protein homolog R1A-10
Exons: 2
Coding region: 2413-5013 (866 amino acids)
Biological process (GO): defense response to other organism
Molecular function (GO): ADP binding
Source: RefSeq, a predicted model, not a curated record
CUUGCACCUGCACUAAAAGCACUUUCGGAUGCUACACUAGACAUUUGACAUGUUAGUAGAUCACGUGCAAUCAUAGAUAAAAUAGGAUAAUUUUUUUGUUCCAUUUUCCACCAAUGUAGAAUAUCAAAAUCCUCAGAAUUUUCCACUAAAUCUAAGCUUAAAUAAUGUUUAAGCUCAUUUGUUGAUCUAGUACCAGAAUCACUUUUCCUCUUUUUUAUUUUAUCUAGAAGUGCAUAACUAGAUGAACAACCACUACUGUUUUUGUUGGAAGAAGAUGGAAUAACAGUUGUCAAUGUAUUUUUAAAACAAGAGGUAUAUAAACCAACUAACAAAUUCAAAUAAUCCUCCAAUUGAUCAUUUGUUAUAGGAUUUUCAAUACCAAGACACGAGUAAUAUUCUUCAAGAUAAACUUCAAAAUCAUCCUUUUUGCAUCUUGGAUAAAAAAUAUAAGAAAAAAUAGCACAAAAAGGAACAUAAUCAAUUUGCCAUUAAAUAUAUUAGUUUUAAUUAAAUCCUAAACCUAACCAUAUUUAAUUAAUUGAGUGGAUUGAAGCUGGGCUGGGCUGAGCUGGGCCUGAGCCGGGCUUAGGCUGGGCUCGGGCUGCUAACGGGCCUGGUCCCGGGCCGGUUCUGGGUUUACAAAUAGGCCCAAAUAGAGCCCGUUACAAACAACAAGCCCAGCCCGAGCCCGUUCCAUUUCUCUAACGAGCCGGGCCUGGGCCGGCCCAUACCGGGCCUGGGCCGAGCUGGCCAGCCCAGCCCAGUUGACAACUCUAAGUUUUGCUAUUUUUGGCCUUUCACCAAAAUUAAACUAAUUGUACAAAUAGAAAAAUUUAAAUUAAUAUUACCAUACACAUCAUUUUAAAUGUGAUCCCACAUUCUACAAAUGUUAUUUCUACUAGUACUACAUUUAUAAUUUUAUCUAUUUUUUUUCUUUUUUACGGACGUAGAGUGUAAUUAGUCGGCUUCUCUCAAGAAUUGAAAUUAGCCGGCCAGUGGUCAUCAAUAGGGCAGCCCAAAAUUUAAUCAACCCUAGUGACCAGAUUUUAAUAACCAGAAAUACACCCAAAUUUUACUAUAGACAUAGUUGUGUAUGAAACCAAUUUUAACGUGUAAUUAAUAAAGUAAGAGGAAAAAAAUAAGAGAAAAGAUAUUACUACAAUUUCCAUACUAACCAGUAUACACACAACUAUAUCAGUAAUAUAUAAAUAAGUUAUUUUUAAGUUAUCUUUGAUUUUAAAUGUUAGUAUGAAAGUAUCUAAAAUAAAUAAAUUUUCUUAAAUUAAAACUAACUUUAUAUCUCCAUUUUGCCGUUUCAAUCUUUCACGCCAUUUCCAAAAAGUACAUUGACGAAUUUUAAUAUUUGUAAAGGGUUGUUUAGUAAAAGUACAUAAACAUUAAAUAGUGUUAUUAAUUUCUCACAUCUAUUCCAUUCGUCCAUUAAUAAUUGUCUACUUUGAUUCGGCACGAGUUUGAAGAAAUGUAAAGAAAGUUGAUUGGAAAAGUUAAUAGAAUAUGAGUAUCACUUGUAUAAAUUAAUUUUAUAAUAAAAUAUGAGUAGAAUGAGUUAGUGGAACGUGGAGCCUGCUGGUAAAAAGUGAAAGUGGACAAUUAAUGGGAGACGGAGGGAGUAUUUCUUACACAUAAUGACCAUAAUGUCCUAUUAUGACCAACCAUAAUGCACUUUAGAUCACCUAUGUCAUUUUCUACUCCAUCUUCUACUACAUACAUACAAACAUGAUUUUUCUACUUCCGUAAUAAAUUCAAUUUUGCAAGAAAAAAAAUCAUCAUGUACUAAUAAUCAAUGAAUAAAUACAUGCUAUUAAGGGUUAUUAGCCUGUACUCCAUCAUGAUUUUUUUACUGAUUUACAAAACUAGAGAAAAGACGUCUGAUAAAAUUUCAUAAUAUUUCCAGCAUUUUUCCAUUUAAAUAUCACCAUACCUACUCAAUUAUCGAAGUCAAUUAUUGAAUCCAACAAUCAACAUUGCUAUUAACAAACUAAUUUAAGGCCGGCUGCGAAUAAUAUUUUUCUACAUAAACGACAUACUCCCUCAGUCUCAUAAAUGGUCAAUUCUCUUAACUGUGGUUUUCUUUUCAUAUGUUUACACAAAUCAAUACAAUUUGUCCAGCUUAGUAACAACAACAAAGAAUCAAAGAUUAAAAAAGUUGAGAAUUCCCAUAACCACCCUCAAAAUAUGGGAUUCCACCCGAUCGAUGUCAUUGAAAAUUAAUAUUUCAGGCAUGCCAUUGUUAUUUGUUAUACUACCGUUAAUCGAUACACCACGUGAUUAGCAAUUUCAUUUCAUCCCACAAUUUCAUAAGUCAAAACCCUCCCUCUUCACCACCGCUAUCUCCUCCCUCUUCACCACCUAUACCUCUGCCGCCGCCACUAGCUCUCCACUAUUUAGGUGAUGGCGGCUUAUGGUGCUGCGAUUUCUCUCAAGAAUACCAUUAACCGUAUUCUAAAAUCAUCUCGCAUUUCACUGGUUCCUGCCUCUUCUAUACAAGUCUUACGACCUGCCUACGAGGCCAUGGAUCGCUUGCUGACUGCUCUGUCAAAGUUGGACGACACCGGCUACAGUAAGAUCAGGACGAAGGUGAAUGCUUUGGAUGAACGAAUCAAAGAGGCCGUAUGGGAAUUCGAAGAUUUACUAGAAUCUCAUUUGUAUGAUCAGAUUCUUCCACAACUCGAAAGUGAGAGAGGUCACUUGUCUUUCUCGGUAGAUCUGCAGAGUCUGCAGCAGAGUGUUGAUUGCUUCAUCCAGAGGGUCGCGGUGAUGGAGUUGGAGUAUGAUAUUGAAGUGGCGAAUAUGCCUGAAGAAGAAGGCGAACCUAUUGCAUCAAGGAUUGAUUUUGGUGGAAUCAACUCACACAUGGUUGGAUUAUCUGAGUUUUUUGAAGUUACUAGGCAAUAUAUUAUUGGAGAAGAUAAUUACUAUUGCUUAUCAGUUAUUGGGAUGGCAGGGGUUGGAAAGACGACCAUUGCUAAGAAAGUAUUUGACGAUCCAUUGAUUCAGAGACAUUUUGAGCUUCAAGCAUGGGUCAAAGUGGGUAGAAAAUGUGAAUCCAAUGAAGCCUUACGAUGUGUUCUUGCUCAAGUGGAUCCCAGCACUCACCACCAAAUGCUUACCCAAGCAUACGGCAGUCAUGACGACCGAAAAUUAGUUGGACUCUUGAAAGAGAGAUUGAAGGAUAAGAAAUGUCUCAUUGUGUUGGAUGAUGUAUGGAAAUGGGAUACACGAUUCAUGGAUAACUUGCCACAAGAAAAUGUUAGAAUCUUGCUUACAAGCCGACAAAGAAUUGAAGAAUCUCCAUUUAAACGAUUACGCUUGUUGAAUGAAGAAGAAAGUAAGAAAUUAUUUGGUGAGAAGGUAUUUGGUGAAGUGGGUUUCCCUCCUCACCUUCAAAAAUUGGGAGAGAAGAUUGCCAAAAAAUGUGAAGGUCUUCCGCUUAUGAUUGUCACAGUUGCUGAUCUCCUAUCCAAAGAAGACAAGACACCAGAAUUUUGGACUGAGGUAGCCCAAAAACAACAUAAUUCAGUCUUUGUGGAUGCAUAUGAUCAAAUAUCAGAGGUAUUUUACCCAAGCUAUGAAUACUUAGAUCAAGGUUUGAAAAUGUUCUUUCUCUAUUUGGGAGCUUACCCUUCAUACAGUGAUAUCUACUGUAAGGAAUUCAUUCAUCAGAUAAAUGCAGAAGGAUUUUUUGAAUCAUAUAGCAUGCACAUUCUCUAUGAAUAUAUAAAUGGAUGCUUGAAUGUGCUUACUAAAUGGUAUCAUCUUGUUCUACAUGAACGCAAUCUUAGUUCCUGGUUUUCAAAGAACAAGUUGUGCGUGCAUUCUUGCUGGCAGCACUUGUGUAAGAAAGAAGCUAGUAAGAUCAAGUUUUUGCUUGUUAUACAAAGUUGGGAUGAUGUUAUGAAAGACCAGCGUCGGUUGUGUGCGCAUUGCAACACUUUAUUUGCCUUCGAACAAGUGUAUGAUGCAAUAAAAAGUGAUUGUGCGCCCACUGCCCGUUCUCUCCUUUGUUAUGGUCCUUACCACAAAUAUCCAAUUCCAAUACAUGCCAUGGAUUUUAAGUUGCUUAGGGUACUAAAGGCUGUUCAGGUCCGAUUUUUCCAUAUCCCACUUGAAAUUAUGAAACUAGUUUGUCUAAAGUUUCUUUCCCUAACAUGCAACAAAGAGCUCCCUGCUUCCAUAUCCAACCUUAUUCAACUUCAAUCCCUGAUUAUUGAGCAACAUAUGAUCAUUAAAAAGCGUGGAGCUUUGUCAUACAUGCCGGUCGAAGUGUGGGGCAUGCAAGAACUAGAACAUAUUGAGGUCACAGGAAGAGACCUACCAACCCCUAAUUCUGAUGCUACUUUGGAAAAACUCUCUUGUCUUUAUGGUGUGAGUGCAAAGAGUUGCACUAGAGAAAUUCUGAAAAGAAUCCCUAAUUUAAGGUCAUUACAAAUUUUGAUGGAGUUGAAGCCUUGCGAAGAUGACGAUGAUAUCAACCCACUGACGGGCUUGGAUUAUAUCUCAGUAGAACUCCAUAAUUUGGAAAAGCUUAUUUAUUAUGUACCUAACCCUGAGAUGAAGUAUGAGUGUAUGGUUCCUCUUUCAAUGUUCCCAUCAAGUUUGAAGAGGCUACAGUUGAUUGGCUUAGGGUGUUCAUGGAUGCACAUGAAUAACAUUGGUAAGCUGCUACCAAAUCUUGAGGAACUCAGUUUACAAGACUAUGCCUUUCAAGGCCCAGAGUGGGAUAUACAAUCAGAUUGUUUUUUAAAACUCAAUGCACUUGUUAUUGAAGAUAGCGAUCUGGUGCGAUGGAUAGCUCAACAUGGAAGCCUCCCAAUGCUUAGCCUCCUAAGCAUACGACACUGCUACAAAUUAAGACAACUCGAUUGGACGCGUGAUCCCUCAAUGGUCGCAACGGCUACAAUCGAAUUAGUUGAGUGCAAUCCCUUAGUUGUCGCUUCUACCAAGCAAUUCUCAGAAUCUCUCUUUAAUAUUCGUUGCCACUCUUCAUUUUGAGACGAGAUAUCUGUUGUGAACUCUCAACUUGGCUAACAGGCUAUGACUGGGCUAUUUAUGACGUCGCAAGAGGAUUUUUAGUGCUGAUGAUGUGGCAGAAGGAGUUUGUGGCUGAGCUAUGACUGGCUGAAAACCAUUGUGGAUGCUCUUAGGCAAAUGAGAGAGAGAAAAAGGAUGUCAAACGCUGGGUCAACGAUUGUGAAUUCUUGAUUUUGUUGAGGGUUAUGAAACCUCAUUGCUGGAUAAUGUUUGAAUAUUUAUGUAAUGGUUGAAUUGAAGAAUUUGUUGAAAUUGUAGUUUCUGUGAAUGGAUAUAUAACAUGUGUUUCGACUCUUCUUGUAAUUCUUGUUUCAGUAACUUGUGAUGAUAUUGUUGUUGGUCA